GCGCAAAAUUGAAUAUGGCCUCCAAAUUCAGAGGGAAAAUUGAGCUUUUUUUUCCUUUGGUUUUUUUCCAAUUCAAAUUAGGUAAUUUGCCUUUUCAGUUCCAUUUGGGGAACCCCUAAUUACCACCGACAUAUUUUAUUGAAUGGCAUUGAUAACGCUCAGCGAGAUUUAAAAAGCUCUAACUUCAUCGUAUUGCACCUCCUUCAAUUAGACACAGUAGCAAAAAAAUGCAGUCAUCCCUUUCAAAUUGGAACGUUCAAAUCAACCAUUUGAGUUUUAGAUCAAACAGAAGCCUACUAAGAUCAAGCUCUCUACCAAGAAAAGAACUCCGUUGUGUUAUUCUCACUUCCUCUGCUAAAUCCUUCUCAAAACUUCUACUCCCAAAUAAACACUGGAUCUCACCCCCUAGCCUCCUGUCGAGAGCAAAAUCAACAAUCCCAGUUCUUGAUUGUGGCAUAUCAUCAGACAAUUUAAGCACAGGUAGUGAUCGGAGUUUUAGGGAGUGGAUUGGGGUGGUUGGUGAGGCGAUAUCUACGGCAUUUCCUAUAUGGGUAUCUUUGGGUUGUUUAUUGGCGCUCAUAAAACCCAACUCCUUCAAUUGGGUCACACCGAAAUGGACCAUUCUUGGCAUUUCCCUAACCAUGCUUGGUAUGGGUAUGACACUUACGUUGGAUGAUCUUAGGUCCGCUUUCGCUAUGCCUAAAGAGCUCUUCUCUGGUUUCGUGCUUCAGUACUCGGUCAUGCCAAUAUCAGGAUUUCUGGUGAGCAAGCUCUUGAAUUUACCAUCACAUUAUGCAGCUGGUCUAAUUUUGGUAUCUUGCUGCCCUGGUGGAACAGCAAGUAACAUUGUAACUUACAUUGCACGUGGAAAUGUGGCCCUCUCUGUAUUGAUGACAGCAGCAAGCACUUUAGCAGCUGUGGUCAUGACCCCAUUUCUCACUGCCAAAUUGGCAGGGCAAUAUGUGGCAGUAGAUGCAGCUGGACUUCUAAUGUCAACACUGCAGGUUGUGCUUCUACCUGUUUUGGCUGGUGCAUUACUAAAUCAAUACUUCCAGGGUCUGGUUAAAUUUGUGUCACCUCUGAUGCCACCCAUUGCUGUGGGAACUGUUGCUAUUCUAUGUGGAAAUGCAAUUGCGCAGAGUGCUUCGACAAUCCUCAUGUCUGGACAACAAGUGGUGCUUGCUGCAUCUCUACUUCAUGCAUUUGGCUUUUUCUUUGGAUAUGUACUUUCAAGGAUGCUUGGGCUUGAUGUGGCAUCAUCACGGACCAUCUCUAUUGAGGUUGGGAUGCAGAACUCGGUGCUUGGAGUUGUUCUUGCAACUCAGCACUUCGGAAAUCCUCUGACUGCAGUACCAUGUGCCGUUUCCAGUGUAUGUCACUCAGUCUUCGGUAGUGUCCUGGCUGGAUUUUGGAGACAAUCCUCUAACCCAAUUAAGGAUUGAUGUCAUUUAUAAACUUCAUAUGAAUUAUUUCUUUGCUUGACAUACAACAUAUAGUUUUAGCAAGUGCAUCAUAGAUUGUUAGUGCUUUGCUUUUAGUAAUGCAUUUAUGUAUUGGAUGAUAAUAUUUUGCCAAGAUGUACUGAAAAAACUGUCUGCUAUGAAGAAAUCCCAUGCAGCCUUUUCAUUGCUACAAGUUACUGAUGCCUAUCUAUAAACUAUAUAAUUAACAUACUA
Molecule: messenger RNA, 1676 nt
Organism: Jatropha curcas
Lineage: Eukaryota; Viridiplantae; Streptophyta; Magnoliopsida; Malpighiales; Euphorbiaceae
Product: Sodium Bile acid symporter family
Cellular component (GO): membrane
Source: RefSeq, a predicted model, not a curated record